Molecule: messenger RNA, 1755 nt
Organism: Aspergillus brunneoviolaceus CBS 621.78
Lineage: Eukaryota; Fungi; Ascomycota; Eurotiomycetes; Eurotiales; Aspergillaceae
Exons: 2
Coding region: 264-1454 (396 amino acids)
Source: RefSeq, a predicted model, not a curated record
AUCACUGAUUUCCCUAACAAGCCAGUCAAACAAACCACGUCGGUUCACGGCUACUGAUCAGGCGAAUCGACAUACUCCCGGUGUUAGCUUCCUACUUUUAUCCUUUGCGCCUCCUCCCCCCACGCCAUCAGCCACUUGGAAAACUAUAGAACAAGACCGGGAAAUCCGCAUGCGCCGGGCUUAAGAGUCCUAAACUCCCCUUCAAACCCUCGUAUCCCUCCACCUUCAGCAAAAGAAAGCACGAGCAUUCCAAAAAAAACAACAUGGCCAAAUCCGCCCGACGAGGCCCCAAGGCCAAGGGCUCUACGACCACAUCCUCCUCCUCAUCGGGAUCCGGUACAUCGACACCAGCCUCUCAAUCCGCGGCGAUGCCUCUGCCUCCGUUCACGAAAGCCCCGUCCAGCCUCCUGCCCCUCCUCUCCCCGCUCUCGCCGCGCGAGAUCUACCUCAUCCACAUCGACAGCACGCCGAUCAGCCAGAAGAAGCAGACCUUCGUCGUGCCCGUGCUCAUGAACCUCGCCAUCGUCGGUCUGCUCGCCUACCGGGUCUACUCCGUGCGCCACAUCUACCCGGCGAUGUUCGCCUCGCUGGUCGGCCUGACCACUGCCCUCUCCGUCGACACCGCCACCCUCAGCUGGGGCGAUCUCUCCGGCCUCCUGCUGGGCCGGUUCUUCACCGUCCUGCUCGACUACUUCCUCGUCACCGUGCUCCUGCCCUGGCCGAUCCGGUUCGUCUUCGGCCCCGUCCAGUGGCGCCGCCGCGUCGGGUUCCGCGACCGGGAGAUUAUCGUCCGCCGGAGCCAGUCCGGGCUGACGCAGGACCUGAAGCGCGACCGCUGGAUCCGCGAGGACGAGGAGACGCGCGACCGGAUCGUCACGGCCGUGACGCCGGAGAAGCUCCGAAAGACGGGCUACCUGCUCGUGGACAAGGACUGGGAUCUGGACUAUGAGGCGAUGAUCGUGGCGCAUGAGAUGGUCGACGGAGGCCAUGGCUCCCCGGACAGCAAAGAACAGACCGUCAAGCUGGAAGAGUUCCGGACGGCGGUGGUGGUGAACACGGACGCUCACGGCUGGUUGGUCUGGCGGGUCGAUGAUGAGAAUCAGACCUCCGUUCCGGAUGCAGACUCUUCUGCCUCCUCCUCCUCGUCGUCGUCGAAGAAGGACCAGAAAGGCAAAGGGAAGCAAGAGAUCAGCGACGGUGCGGUCCGAUCGGCCCAGCGCGAUCAGAUCAUUGAGUUCCAGCAGAAGUUGACCGCAAUGGGCAAGGAGGACCUGUUCUACCGGUGGGUCGAGCUGAUUCAGUACGAGAGCACUCAACCCGGUGGGUUCACGCCCGAAAGGCAGGUGUCGGCCAUGAAGCAGGUCAAGCAGCUUUUCGAGGAGAAUGAUGUGGAUUUCGACAAGUUCUGGGAGGACGUGGGUGGGAUGGAGGAGUUCACGGAACAACUAGAUUAGUUAUCCUACCCAUUUUUUGUCCUUUUCUCGUGCGUUUGGGGCUUUACCAUAAUUAUUCGUUCUUGUUGUAAUAUAGACUGGUUUUUACGGAUGUUGCAGGAGAGAAACCAUCUUUGUUUACUCAAAGGCUUGAGGCAUUGGGAGCAUCGGUGGUGCAUGGCGAGGCGUGGCAAUGCCGGCUUACAGGGCAUUUGUCGCUCCCAAUCUAUUUCAUUUAAGUCGAACAUCUUCGUGCAAAUGUUUCAAAUCAGAGUCCAUAGCAACGUGCCUGUGUCUAGUUUGCGCCGGCUAAUCAAGACAG